Aphanomyces astaci is the source of this 309-nucleotide messenger RNA. RefSeq lists its product as hypothetical. The transcript has a single exon. Gene Ontology annotation, molecular function: DNA binding. Gene Ontology annotation, biological process: DNA transposition; DNA integration. The record is from RefSeq and is a predicted model, not a curated record. Lineage: Eukaryota; Oomycota; Saprolegniomycetes; Saprolegniales; Verrucalvaceae. Bases 1 to 309 code for a protein of 102 amino acids.
AUGGGCCUACCUGAAGGACCUGGAGGCCUAUGGAACGAAAAAGAGCCCCGGCAGUCCGCCCAAAAUGAACGCACGCGAAGUAAGGCGAAUACCACGGGUUGCGUCAGAGGGAGAUCGAGUUCUUCUCGAAUCCAAUUUGACCUGGACCUCGACGUGUCUCCACGCACGGUCCGGCGUUUGCUGAACAAGACAACCCACUUCCAGUACAAGAAGCGAAAGCCAACUCCACGUCUCACCAAAGCACACAAGCAAGCACGCGUGGAAUGGGCCAAGGACCACGUUUACUUCGGCACCAAGUGGGCACCAUGA